AUGCUGGACGGGCUGAAGAUGGAGGAGAGUUUGCAGAGCGCCCUGGACCCCGCGACCCCCUUCUCCUCCUUGCUGGGUAAAGCCGCGACCCCCAAGUCGGUGUGCGAAGGGUGCCAGCGAGUGAUUUUGGACCGGUUCUUGCUGCGCCUGAACGACAGCCUGUGGCAUGAGCAGUGCGUCCAGUGCGCGUCCUGCAAGGAGCCCCUGCAGACCACCUGCUUCUACCGCGACAAGAAGCUCUACUGCAAGCUGGACUAUGAGAAGCUGUUCGCGGUGAAGUGCGCGGGCUGCCUGGAGGCCGUGGCGCCCAGCGAGCUGGUGAUGCGCGCCCAGAAGAGCGUCUACCACCUGCACUGCUUCUGCUGCUGCGUCUGCGAGCGGCGCCUGCAGAAGGGAGACGAGUUCGUGCUCAAGGAGGGGCAGCUGCUCUGUAAGGGCGACUACGAGAAGGAGCGGGAGCUGCUGAGCUUGGUGAGCCCGGCUCUGUCGGAUUCUGGCAAAAGUGAUGAUGAGGACAGCAUCUGCAAGCUGGGCCAGGCCUCGGGGAAGGGCUCUGAGGACGGGAAGGAUCACAAACGGCCCAAGAGGCCUCGGACCAUCCUGACCACGCAGCAGCGGAGGGCGUUCAAGGCCUCGUUUGAGGUCUCCUCCAAGCCCUGCAGGAAGGUGCGGGAGACGCUGGCGGCAGAGACGGGGCUGAGCGUCCGUGUGGUGCAGGUCUGGUUCCAGAACCAGCGAGCAAAGAUGAAGAAGCUCGCCAGGAGGCAGCAGCAGCAGCAGCAGGACCAGCAGAACACGCAGCGCCUGAGCUCAGCCCAGACGAACGGCGGCGGCGGGCCGGGGCUGGAGGGGAUGCUGAACCCCUACACGGCGCUGCCCCCGCCGCAGCAGCAGCUGCUGGGCAUGGAGCAGAGCGUCUACGGCUCCGACCCUUUCCGGCAGGGGCUCACCCCGCCCCAGAUGCCCGGAGACCACAUGCACCCCUACGGUGCCGAGCCCCUCUUCCACGACCUGGACAGCGACGAUACCUCACUGAGCAACCUGGGGGACUGCUUCCUGGGCACAGCAGAUGCAGGGCCUCUCCAGGCACGAGUGGGAAACCCCAUCGACCACCUGUACUCCAUGCAGAACUCCUACUUCACCUCCUGA
Agelaius phoeniceus (red-winged blackbird) is the source of this 1149-nucleotide messenger RNA. The record is from RefSeq and is a predicted model, not a curated record. NCBI's taxonomy places the organism in Eukaryota, Metazoa, Chordata, Aves, Passeriformes, Icteridae.